AUGUCUGGAACAGAUGAGAUCACCAUUGUAGUGGCAUCUGAAUCAUGUCCUGAGGAGGAUUUGAAAGCUAUCGAGAUUCACUGCCAACUUCUUUAUUACUCUUAUAAGAGUCGCCAAAAGUUGAGGAUGUCCACAGUGGGGACUCCUCAACUGGUACCGGCAAUGAUGGAGGUUCUGGUAGUUCAACUAAUGAGAAUGAGAAGUAGUAGUGAAAUCAAUGCUGAUCGGCACAUCAGUGCUAGAUCAAUCGCAAGGACAGAUGAUCAGCACGAUGAAAUCGAAUCUUAUUUAUUACACUUACUGGUUCGGCACCAAAUUGAUGGUGGUGAUGUUGGGAAGUCCUCAGCAGGAACUGGCAAAGAUGACCCAGGUAGCUCCACUAAUGGGGAUGAGGAGAAGAAGUAG
Dovyalis caffra is the source of this 405-nucleotide messenger RNA. Lineage: Eukaryota; Viridiplantae; Streptophyta; Magnoliopsida; Malpighiales; Salicaceae. The record is from the annotation of a GenBank genome assembly.